This is a messenger RNA of Talpa occidentalis (Iberian mole), 3708 nucleotides long. RefSeq names its product teashirt zinc finger homeobox 1 (gene TSHZ1). Gene Ontology annotation, cellular component: nucleus. The record is from RefSeq and is a predicted model, not a curated record. NCBI's taxonomy places the organism in Eukaryota, Metazoa, Chordata, Mammalia, Eulipotyphla, Talpidae. Bases 45 to 3296 code for a protein of 1083 amino acids. Gene Ontology annotation, biological process: regulation of transcription by RNA polymerase II. The transcript is spliced from 2 exons. Gene Ontology annotation, molecular function: DNA binding; DNA-binding transcription factor activity, RNA polymerase II-specific.
CCCGCGCCCCGCGAACUCCGGCGGCGCCCGGCGGCCCGAGCAGCAUGCCGAGGAGGAAGCAGCAGGCCCCCCGGCGCUCGGCAGCUUACGUUCCUGAGGAGGAGCUGAAGGCAGCAGAGAUAGAUGCAGAGGCCACAGAGGAGGAUGGGCUGUCUCUGGACAUCCAGGAAGGCGGCGACUACGUGUGCAAUGAGGAAACGGACAUCAAGGAGGCCCAGAGCUACCAGAACUCCCCAGUCAGCACCGCCACCAACCAGGACGCCGGGUACGGCUCGCCCUUCAGUGAGAGCAGUGACCAGCUGGCUCAUUUCAAAGGCUCUUCCUCCCGAGAGGAGAAGGAAGACCCGCCGGGCCCUGACAGCGCUUCCUACCCCCAGGACAGCUUGGCGCAGAUCAAGGCCGUGUACGCCAACCUCUUCUCCGAGUCUUGCUGGUCCAGCCUGGCGUUGGACUUGAAGAAGUCCGGUUCGACCACCAGCAGCGCCGAUGCGGGCCAGAAGGAGGGUGCCACGCCGGCGCCCACACCCCCCACCAGCGCCGCCGGCCCGGCCGGCCCCGCUGCUGCCCCCGCCAGCGCACCCAGCUCCAGCACCAGCUCCAGCUCCAGCACCAGCACCAGCACCGGCGGCGGCAGCAGCUCGGGGUACGACUGGCACCAGGCCGCCCUGGCCAAGACGCUGCAGCAGACCACCUCCUAUGGGCUGCUGCCCGAGCCCAGCCUCUUCAGCACCGUGCAGCUGUACCGGCAGAACAACAAGCUCUACGGCUCCGUGUUCACCGGCGCCAGCAAGUUCCGGUGCAAGGACUGCAGCGCGGCCUACGACACGCUGGUGGAGCUGACGGUGCACAUGAACGAGACGGGCCACUACCGCGAUGACAACAGGGACAAGGACUCCGAGAAGACCAAGCGCUGGUCCAAGCCCCGGAAGCGCUCCCUGAUGGAGAUGGAGGGCAAGGAGGACGCACAGAAGGUGCUCAAGUGCAUGUACUGCGGCCACUCGUUCGAGUCCUUGCAGGACCUGAGUGUCCACAUGAUCAAGACAAAGCAUUACCAGAAAGUGCCUCUGAAGGAGCCAGUACCAGCCAUCACCAAACUGGUCCCUUCCACCAAAAAGCGAGCCCUGCAGGACCUGGCGUCCCCCGGCUCCCCUGAGCCUGCAGGCCUCGCCGCCGAGGCGGCACUGAGCGAGGCGGCCAAGGACCAGAAGUCUGCGAACCCCUACGUGACGCCCAACAACCGCUACGGGUACCAGAACGGCGCCAGCUACACCUGGCAGUUCGAGGCCCGCAAAGCGCAGAUCCUCAAGUGCAUGGAGUGCGGCAGCUCCCACGACACGCUGCAGCAGCUCACCGCCCACAUGAUGGUCACCGGCCAUUUCCUCAAGGUGACCACCUCCGCCUCCAAGAAGGGGAAGCAGCUGGUGCUGGACCCCGUGGUGGAGGAGAAGAUCCAGUCCAUACCGCUGCCCCCCACCACACACACCCGCCUCCCCGCCGCCCAUGUCAAAAAGCAGCCCGAGUCGCCCGCGGGGCCCGCAGCUGCCACCGAGGACAGGAAGGACCCCGAGAAGGAGAAGGCGCCGGUGGCGGCCAGCGAGCCCGACAGGAAGAUCAAGGAGGAGAGCGAGGACGCGGCCGACCGGGGCGAGCCCACCGCGCUCUACCAGUACCUGCGGGAGGAGGACCUGGACGACAGCCCCAAGGGCGGGGUGGACAUCCUCAAGUCCCUGGAGAACACCGUGUCCACUGCCAUCAGCAAGGCCCAGAACGGCGCGCCCUCGUGGGGCGGCUACCCCAGCAUCCACGCCGCCUACCAGCUGCCCGGCGCCGUGAAGCCUCUGCCCGCCGUGCAGACCGUGCCGGUGCAGCCGUCCUACGCUGGCGGCGUGAAGCCCCUGUCCUCCGAGCACGGCGCGCUCCUGCACUCCCCCGGCAGCCUCACGCCCCCGCCGCACAAGAGCAACGUGUCGGCCAUGGAGGAGCUGGUGGAGAAGGUCACCGGCAAGGUCAGCGUCAAGAAGGAGGAGAGGCCGGCGGACAAGGAGAAGGGCCCCCCGGCCAAGGCCGUGUCCCCCGGGGCCAAGGAGAACAAGGACUUUCCCAGGACGGAGGACGUCGGCGGCAAACCUCAGCCCAAGAAGGGCCCCGAAGCAGAGGCCGCGAAGGCCAGGAAGGAGGCCGCGGCGGAUGCCCACACCCCCAACGGCACCGAGCACCUGAAAGCCAAAGUGACCAACGGCUGCGGCAACCUGGGCAUCAUCACGGACCACUCGCCCGAGCCCUCCCUCAUCAACCCGCUGAGCGCCCUGCAGUCCAUCAUGAACACCCACCUGGGCAAAGUGUCCAAGCCUGUCAGCCCCUCGCUGGACCCGCUGGCCAUGCUGUACAAGAUCAGCAACAGCAUGCUGGACAAGCCGGUGUACCCCGCCGCCCCCGCCAAGCAGGCCGACGCCAUCGACCGCUACUACUACGACAGCAGCGACCAACCCAUCGACCUGACCAAGUCCAAGAGCAAGCCUCUGGUGUCCAGCGCGCCCGACGCCGUGGCCUCGCCGCUGCGGGAGAGCGCGCUCAUGGACAUCUCGGACAUGGUGAAGAACCUGACGGGCCGGCUGACCCCCAAGUCCUCCACGCCCUCCACGGUGUCGGAGAAGUCGGACGCCGACGGCAGCAGCUUCGAGGAGGCGCUGGACGAGCUGUCACCCGUGCACAAGCGGAAGGGCCGCCAGUCCAACUGGAACCCCCAGCACCUGCUCAUCCUGCAGGCCCAGUUCGCCUCGAGCCUGCGGGAGACCCCGGAAGGUAAGUACAUCAUGUCGGACCUGGGCCCGCAGGAGCGGGUGCACAUCUCCAAGUUCACGGGGCUGUCCAUGACCACCAUCAGCCACUGGCUGGCCAACGUCAAGUACCAGCUGCGGAGGACCGGGGGGACCAAGUUCCUGAAGAACCUCGACACAGGGCACCCCGUUUUCUUUUGCAACGAUUGUGCCUCUCAGUUCAGAACUGCUUCCACGUACAUCAAUCACCUAGAGACACACUUGGGCUUCAGCUUGAAGGACCUCUCCAAGCUGCCGCUCAGUCAACUUCAGGAACAGCAGAACGUUUCCAAAGCCCUGGCCGGCAAGGCCCUGGGCCCGCUGGGGGCCGCCGAAGACGACCUGGGCUCCACAUUCCAGUGUAAACUCUGCAACCGGACCUUUGCGAGCAAGCACGCCGUCAAGCUGCACCUUAGCAAGACCCACGGCAAGUCCCCGGAGGACCACCUGAUCUACGUGACCGAGCUGGAGAAACAGUAGCGGCCGGGCCGCGGGGCCGCCGGCGCACCCUGGGCCCCCCUCCCGGCCUGGCCUCGCGGUCAGCCUCCCUCCUUGCCGAACUGCCUCUCUGGACCUUGGUUUUUCUUACACAUAUUUUGUAGUUAUAUUUAUAUGCUCUUUGUCUGAUCUGUGCAUGUUAUUUUUCUUUUUCCGUGAGUCAAAGUCUGACCUUUAUUUUCAACAUCUGUUCUUGAUGUUAAGCUAUCUUUUGUAGGAAAUGGUGGGGCACAGUGCUCAGAGACAUUUAUUUAGCAGGAAAGAAAGACACAAAUAACAAUGAUAAAAAGACAUCCUAAAAUUACAAAGUUGCCAUGACAAUAAAGGUCAUAGAACAUGGUAGUGUCAAAUUUAACCCUUUGAGGACUGCAAUCGCAUUUCUGUGCCUUUCACU